GUCACGUUCGCAACGUUCCAUCUUCACGAGAACGAACGGAUUCUGCCCAUCUCUUUCUCUCUCUCUUUCUUUCGCAGUCGUCCAUCGUCGGCGAGUUACGGUCGGAACAUUGGGGUUGGGAUCGCGAUCCUCCAGGACGGGGAAAAAAUAUCCUGUGACGCAAUUCGAACGUCGCGCGCGCGCGCAUUGUCCCCCGCGAUCGUCGGCGUGGUGAGUGAAAAAAAAAAAAGUACCAUCGGGCGAGGAAAUCGCAGCGGUGGACACGACCGACGGCUGCUUACCGUGCUUGACCUUUUUUUUAUGUAAAAACCGCUGGCAACUGGUCGCGAUCAUCUCGCGAUGUCCGUAGUGGCCACGAACGUGCGAUUGUUAUCGUUUCACCGGCAGCAGCAGCAACGACGACGACGACUCGAUACCGCGGCACCGGCAGCGAGCAAGAUGGCGAUCGCAUCAAGAGUCGCGCUCCGCUCAGCUCUCGGCGGAUAAUGACGUCGCGACGGCGUUGGCCGGCUGGCAAAUCGACUACGUAUCGACGACGCAAAUUACGCCCGAGAUGUACGCCCGAUGACGAGCCCGAGUGCGAUUAUAAUGCGCGUGAAAUAACGAACGCGGUGCCCCAUCGGUGGCAUCAGCCAAGGAAGUGCAGCCACUGCGAGACGCGCCUGCCGCAGAUUCGUCGGCCAUCGCCGAAUCCGGUUCGCUCCCCCUCAAGUUUGAAUUCCGUAACGGUCGUACCCCAGUCCACCCGAUCGGUACCUACUGCGCCAUACACCCACAACUGGAUCACGAUGGAGGACGCGAACGAUGUCUUGGUUAGCGCGGCCGAAUUCAUAAAAGAUCGCUUGUACUUUGUAACACUAAGAACAACGAUGAAACCAAAAAGUACUCCGAACACUCACUAUUUCUGUAUCGACAAUGAGUUGGUGUAUGAAAAUUUUUACGCUGAUUUCGGCCCCUUAAAUCUAGCCAUGCUGUACAGAUACUGCCAAAAGGUUAACAAGAAAUUAAAGGGUAUCGCACUCAGCAAGAAGAAACUCGUGCAUUACACAACGCUGGAUUCGGAAAAGAGAGUGAACGCUGCGUUUCUCAUUGGAUGUUACGCGAUAUUGUACUGCAAACGUACGGCGCAGGAAGUUUACGAGUGUUUGACUAAGAGCCCGAAUAAUCCUGGAUUCAUUAUGUUCCGUGAUGCCUCCAUUGGACCACCAUGUUACCAGAUAUCAUUAAGCGAUUGUCUAAGUGCUAUAUACAAGUGCCAUCAACUUGGUUUCUUUAAUUUUGAGGAUUUCUGCGUGAAAGAGUACGAGCAUUUUGAAAGGGUCGAGAACGGAGACCUAAAUUGGAUCGUACCCGGGAAAUUCAUUGCUUUCUGUGGUCCGCACGCAAGAUCUAAAGUCGAAGAUGGUUAUCCACUGCACGGUCCGGAGUCGUACUUCACGUAUUUCCGCCGUAACAACGUAACGACGAUCGUACGGCUCAACAAGAAGAUCUAUGACGCCGCGAGCUUCACCGACGCGGGCUUCAAUCACAAAGAUUUAUUUUUCGUGGACGGCUCCACGCCGACGGACUCGAUAAUGCAUCAGUUCCUUAAAAUAUCGGAAAACGCGAGCGGCGCGGUCGCCGUGCAUUGUAAAGCGGGUCUCGGGAGAACCGGCUCACUGAUUGGUUGCUAUAUUAUGAAGCAUUACCAUUUGACAGCUCAUGAAACGAUCGCUUGGAUAAGGAUAUGUAGGCCAGGCUCUGUCAUCGGACACCAGCAACAAUGGCUGGAAAAAAAAGAGGCGUAUCUUCGUUCACUGCUGAAGGAUCCGUUGCAGCCCGUAAAUGGAAACCCCGAGUAUGGAAUAUACUCGAUAAUUAGCAAACCCAGAACGGCUUCCUGGGGUAAUAUGAAAAGUCUCGUGGAGGACAACGUGUCGGGGAUAAUGCAUCGUGUGGACGGAAUAAAAUUGGAUGACCCAGCCCCGGUAGCCGGAGCCAGUGCGACGACCAGAUACAGCACACUGACUCAGGGUGACAAAUUGUGCAGGAUUAAAGCUAAGAGAAGAGGCAUACCGACGGCCCAGACCUCUCUCAGUACAUCCACAGGGACGUCCGCUGUCGUACACCCUUAUUUGGGACCUUUAUUGCAAACCAGGAGUCAAAAGGGAACGAUUGCCGUUCUAGCGGGAAAUAAAGAGAGAGAUCCUACCAAGAGGCUCCUAUCACGAGCUACUGCGACAGCAGUUGUGAAAAGAAACAGUUGGUUGGUCGGCAGUAGCUGUGAUCCAUCUUCCUGCCGUAUUAGGUCUAAGCCAGCAACACAGAGCCAUAAUAUCAACAACAAUACAACCACCACUACUCCCGUUACAUCUUUAACCGUAUCAAAGCCAGUGAGAAGGGCGAAACGUACUUCCUGCAUGGCACAGGCCCAUACUACAAACUCGUCCGCAAAUCAUUCGGUACCGCAGCCACAGCAAGGCAUGAAUAUGAUCCUCAGGUCGGCAGACCGAAUUACCCGCUAUUCACUCAGGCAUGGCGUUGGGGAGGACUGUCAGGUAACUGGAGCAUCUCACCAGCGCCGAAGAUCUCAUCGCUUAAACCCCAUCAUUCAAUAAAAGCACUUCACUGAUCUCCAAUCGAUCCUCCUUCAACUUGAACAACUUUUGCCCAGGCUUUUUAUCACCAUCAACGAAGGUCAAACUGCAUCUACAGUCAUCAACAUACAUUUUAAUAUGGUUUGUCACACCUGGAGUCUGGAUGGGAACCAACGCAACGCGGCGUGUCGCCGAAGAGUAACCAAGAUUGGAUGCAAUUAUAGCAUCCAAGGCAUUCUUUCUACCGUGAUCGUCUAACGUCUUUCAAUCCGCUUUCUUUCGUCUCCCUUUCGCAAAUUUCCGAGCGCACCGCGUUUAUUUCGCAUCUCGUCCAGACUCUAGUCACAUAUCUAUACAUCAUGGGAUAUGAAAAUCUGUUGCAAUAAUACCUAAUAUAUAUAUACAUAUAUAUAUCCUAUGCAGCUUUUAAUUAUUCUUCCAUGCUAAAGUUCGAUGCGUCAUUGUGUCUGCAACAGGGAAAUCAGACUUUCGUUAAUAUCAUCUUUUUCAUUCUAACAUUUUGCUGGCCAGAAAAGAAGCAUUACAAAUGUGUACUUUUUUUCCAAAUCAUAUUGAUUUGCACAUAAUUUUGCAUAGUGAUGCGUUUUUAAAUUUUGCUGAAGGGUUCAUUUAACGCUCGUACGUGUAUUUUUUUUCGAAGUAUAUACGUAAAAUGUAAGUAUGGACUUACAUUUUGCGAUGACACAGCCGAAAAAAUACUUUUUCCUUCCUGUUUAUACCUUUAUCUGUUAGAGAGAAAUUUUUCUGAGGAAUUACGCUGAUUACCUUCAUUAUUCCAAGAGAGUGAUGAAUAAUGGUUUUCCUACCAUCGCAGCCACAAUAAUUAAUAGUAGAAUUGUAAAGAAUAGAGAAUCCGUAUGGGUUCGAAUUUUGAAGGAAUCGACUUUGACUCAUCUUUUAGAUGAUUAAAGGGAAGUAUAAGGAUACAAUUCAAUGUAAGGCCUCAAAAUUUAAAUUUGUUACAUCUUUUUUUUAUUGUGAUAUUAUGCAAGUUUUUAUAUAUUUAUAUAUAAGAAACUCUUAUUGUUGCGAAAAGAAUUAUUGCGAAUUGGAAUUGGAUAGUUAGCGAAAAAGAUUUAUUUAACAUGAUUAUGGUAUAUAAUAACGUGUAGGAAUGUAUAUUAAAGGAGUAUAAAUGUUCCGGUCAGUUUAAAGCAAUGUUAAAGACCUCGAUACACUGUAAUUUAUGGCACCUGUUGAGAAAGUUAUUUUUAUUGCUUUGAACGUAGACAAAUGCAGCAGGAAAAGAAACUUGCAAAGCCCAAUACAUAUAUACAUACAUACAUACAUACAUACAUAUAUANUGUGUGUGUGUGUGUGUGUGUGUGUAUGUGUAUGUGCAGUUUAUACAACUAAUGUAGCAUACUUUGCAAGAGAUGUUAUUCGAUGAAAAAUAUAUCUCUCGCUAACCUCCAUUAAAAAUCAUUAGAAAUGUAGAGCAUAUUUGUACAUUUUUUUAUUUAAUCGAAGUAACAUAGGUUUGUAGAUUUUACAAAUGCGAUGCGACUACGCAUGAAUUUGUUACUGCGCUAAUUAUAUCAUAUACAUAUUAUCCUUUAACAAAUAAUUGCAAUCUUGAUUGUAGUAACAAUUUAUUGAAGAGAAAAUUUUAAUAUGUAUCGAAUGUAUUCGGGUUACCUUCGGGUCUUUUUGUACAUCAAGAAGAGUUCACUUGAAUAAUUUACAAGGACACGUCCGUGUCCUCACGGUUAUUUCAGCAUAAAACAUAUCAAGAGAUGCGAUGAAAUGUAAUAAUAAUGCAAAUUGUGUACUGUAUACAUAAAAACUUCUCAGAAUUGAGUUUUGAGAAAAAAAUCAAAUAAAAUUUUAACAUUUUACAUUUAAAGAAGAAAACGAAAUCAAGAGACCAGUAAAUAAUAUUUCGUCAUGUAAUACAAAUUGACCUGAAGGUGAAAACAACAGCAUAAUAAAUAUUCUGAUGUAGUAAUGUGUAAAUUGUACAUAGAAGUAUAAGUCGAUUAUUUGGAAUACCGUUAAGUACAACUAAGCUCUUAAAACUUAAAACUAAAACUAAGUUGUUACUCUUACGAGUACCCUGGCUUUUUGUACAUAUUAAGUUACUCUUUAACAGCUUUGAAGAAAAAAAUUACACUUCUUGACACACUGAUACAUAACAGAAUACAUAGUACUUUAGUGCGUUGCUUUUACAAAGCAGUAUUUUUAUUUAUAUCUUACAUCUACAAAUAUAUAUAUAUAUCAUUUAUUUAAUGAUAUAUCAAAGUGCGCCAGUCGCUUAUUAGAUGUACAGUCAUGAGAUGUAAUAAUUGUAAUAUACAAAUGAAGACAAUUUAUUUAAAAAAAAAAAAAAAAAAAAAAA
Messenger RNA from Dinoponera quadriceps, 4935 nucleotides. It is a transcript of the gene cdc14, whose product is annotated as dual specificity protein phosphatase CDC14B. Gene Ontology annotation, biological process: regulation of exit from mitosis; positive regulation of cytokinesis; cilium assembly. Gene Ontology annotation, molecular function: protein serine/threonine phosphatase activity; protein tyrosine/serine/threonine phosphatase activity. Gene Ontology annotation, cellular component: nucleolus; spindle pole; kinociliary basal body. The transcript is spliced from 9 exons. NCBI's taxonomy places the organism in Eukaryota, Metazoa, Arthropoda, Insecta, Hymenoptera, Formicidae. Bases 486 to 2597 code for a protein of 703 amino acids. The record is from RefSeq and is a predicted model, not a curated record.